GUUUACUCCGCAAUCGGCGCCCAGCACGAAAGUUUUCCUUAGCAAUGGCUCGUAGAUAUGACACUAGAACGACUAUAUUCUCACCUGAAGGUCGCUUGUAUCAAGUGGAAUAUGCAAUGGAAGCCGUCGGGCACGCGGGCACAUGUUUGGGAAUAGUAGCGAAAGACGGAAUAGUCCUAGGAGCUGAGAGGCGUUUUAUAAACAACUUGUUGGACGAAACCGUAUUCUCUGAAAAGAUUUACAAGAUCAACGACGACAUAGCAUGCGCUGUUGCUGGUAUUACGGCUGACGCCACAGUCUUGAUAAAUGAAAUGAGGCUCAUUGCUCAAAGGUACCUGUUAUCGUACCAAGAGCCUAUGCCAAUAGAGCAGCUUGUUUGUCAUAUAUGUGAUCUUCAACACGGAUAUACUAUGUAUGGUGGCAGAAGACCUUUUGGUGUUUCCAUGUUGUUUAUUGGUUGGGAUAAGCGUUACGGCUAUCAGUUGUAUCAAACAGAUCCAUCGGGGAAUUUUCUUGGAUGGAACGCCGCUUGCAUAGGGUCAAAUGCAACUGCAGCUGGCUCCAUUUUAGAACAAGACUACAAUGCUGACGCUACAGUUGAAGAGGCCACAAAACUCUGUGUAAAGGUGUUAUAUAAAACAAUGACAAUGUCUAAACUGACAUCAGAGAAGGUUGAAAUCGGGGUACUUCAAAGACGCAAUGAGAAGACUUAUGUACGUCUGAUUAAUCAAAGUGAAGUUGAUACUUUGAUAAAGACAGUCGAGGGUGAAGAGACUCAAAAGAAGUGAUACUUGUGUACAGUAAUUCAUACGUUUCAUAAAGUUUAUUAGAGUAAU
Molecule: messenger RNA, 836 nt
Organism: Trichobilharzia regenti
Lineage: Eukaryota; Metazoa; Platyhelminthes; Trematoda; Strigeidida; Schistosomatidae
Source: the annotation of a GenBank genome assembly